Messenger RNA from Dovyalis caffra, 618 nucleotides. The record is from the annotation of a GenBank genome assembly. NCBI's taxonomy places the organism in Eukaryota, Viridiplantae, Streptophyta, Magnoliopsida, Malpighiales, Salicaceae.
AUGGCUUCCUCUUUAUCUCUCUCCCAAUCUGAUCAAGAAAAUCUCAUAGAAAAACUCGGAAUUUUCAAGAUUCAAGGCCGAGAUAAACGUGGCCGUAAGGUUCUUCUCAUCAUCGGCAAACUCUUCCCUGCUCGGGUGGUGAGCAAUGAGGUGGUGAAGAAAUACUUGGAGGAGAAAAUAUAUCCAAAAUUAGAAGAAAAGCCAUUCUCGGUGGUGUAUGUCCACACAGAUGUACAAAGGAGUGAGAAUUUCCCUGGAAUUUCAACCCUUCGUUCAAUUUACGAGGCUAUCCCGAUCAACGUCAAGAAUCACCUCGAAUCUGUUUAUUUUCUGCAUCCGGACCUUCAAGCCAGACUCUUCCUUGCCACUUUUGGCCGUUUUCUUUUCAGUGGAGGGUUAUACUCGAAGCUGAAAUAUGUGACAAGGCUGGAGUUUUUGUGGGACCAUGUGAGGAGGCAUGGGAUUGAGAUACCGGAAUUUGCGUAUGAUCAUGAUGAAGAGCUGGAGUACCGUCCGAUGAUGGAUUAUGGAUUGGAGAGUGAUCACCCUAGAGUGUACGGUGGGCCAGCGAUGGAUAAUAAUCCAGUUUCAGUGUAUUCAAUGCGAUGUAUUGCGUAG